Molecule: messenger RNA, 1351 nt
Organism: Cucurbita pepo subsp. pepo (vegetable marrow)
Lineage: Eukaryota; Viridiplantae; Streptophyta; Magnoliopsida; Cucurbitales; Cucurbitaceae
Product: triacylglycerol lipase 2
Biological process (GO): lipid metabolic process
Molecular function (GO): hydrolase activity, acting on ester bonds
Source: RefSeq, a predicted model, not a curated record
GUAGUGGCGGUGGAGAUGACCUAUUUCAGGGGGUUUUCUACGGCGGUGGCCACGGUGGUGUUGGUGGUUCUCGGUGGUUGUUGCGGCGGAGGCCACGGCGUUGUUGAUGUUCCGACCGAGGAACUCGGCAUCUGUUCUUCUGGUGUCACCAUUCAUGGUUAUAAGUGUCAGGAAAUUCAGGUGCAAACGAAAGAUGGUUAUAUUUUAAGUGUACAGAGGAUUCCAGAAGGUCGAUACGGGAGUGACAAUGGAGUAAAAAAGCAACCCGUCAUCAUACAGCACGGUGUUCUUGUGGACGGGAUGACAUGGUUGUUGAAUUCUCCGGAGCAGAACCUACCCUUGAUCCUCGCCGAUAAGGGCUACGACGUAUGGAUUGCCAACACUCGAGGCACUCGCUUCAGCCGUCACCACACCUCCCUCGACCCAUCCUCCCCGGCCUUCUGGGACUGGUCGUGGGACGAGCUCGUCAUCUACGACCUCCCCGCCGUCUUCGACCACGUCUCCCAAGAAACCGGCCACAAGAUUCACUACAUUGGCCAUUCAUUGGGAACGUUAAUACUAAUUGCUUCACUGGCGGAGGGGAAGCUGGUGGAGCAGCUGCAGUCGGUGGCGUUUUUGAGCCCCAUUGCUUAUCUCAGCCACAUGACCACCGUUAUCGGCGCCGUGGCCGCCCGGUCGUUGUUACCUCAGGUUGUUACCAAAGCUUUGGGUGUUGAAGAGUUCAAUCCAAAAGGGGCGGCAGUGGGGAACUUUCUAAAAUCGUUGUGUUUUCGUCCGAGAGUCGAUUGCUAUGACUUAUUAUCUGCUUUCACGGGCAAAAACUGUUGUCUCAAUUCAUCGACCGUUGAGCUCUUUCUCAAGAACGAACCUCAGUCGACAUCGACUAAGAACAUGGUUCACUUAUCUCAAAUUGUUCGAUAUGGAGUAUUGGCGAAGUUCAACUAUGGAAGAAUGGAUUACAACUUGAGACACUACGGAAGAAUCAAUCCGCCGUUGUAUGACCUCUCCAAAAUUCCUCGUGACGUUCCGAUCUUCAUAAGCUACGGGGGUCAGGAUGCUCUCUCGGAUCUUCGAGACGUGGGUCACCUCCUUGAAAUCUUAAAAUCUCACGAUGUCGACAAGCUUACUGUCCAAUACAUCGAAAAUUACGCCCAUGCCGAUUUUAUCAUGGGCAUCAACGCCAACGACGACGUUUACAAAUAUGUCACUGCUUUCAUUACUAAGCAUAGUUCGAUCUAAACAAGAUCAACUUAUGGUAUUGGUUUGAAGUUGGAAAAAUGACGUUGAGAACCGAGAUUCGUGUGAUUGUAGUAAGAAGGGUUCACUUGAACCUCUGUGUUCCGUUAUUUUA